Orussus abietinus is the source of this 1241-nucleotide messenger RNA. It is a transcript of the gene mRpL47, whose product is annotated as 39S ribosomal protein L47, mitochondrial. Lineage: Eukaryota; Metazoa; Arthropoda; Insecta; Hymenoptera; Orussidae. Gene Ontology annotation, cellular component: mitochondrial large ribosomal subunit; mitochondrial ribosome. The record is from RefSeq and is a predicted model, not a curated record. The transcript is spliced from 5 exons. Gene Ontology annotation, biological process: mitochondrial translation. The coding region runs from base 45 to 851 and encodes 268 amino acids. Gene Ontology annotation, molecular function: structural constituent of ribosome.
AUGAUGGAAUCGAUGGAAUGGGAUGGGAUAUGAAAAACUGAAACAUGGCGACUCUUGUGAAAACGGUGCAUGUUACAAAAUCCGUGAAUAAUGUAACAAAGUUGUUGUCACACUUGUCAAUAUCUCCUGGGAGCUCUGGUGAACCAAUUGCAUUUCAAAGACCGAGAAUCCCUUUAAUGCAUUAUGCAUUUAUGCACACAACACCAAGGCCGUUUGGUUUGAUGGAAUUCUUUGACGAUCGGAAGAACUGGGGAAAGCAGGAGGUAAAAGUAGGAAGAUCGUGGAGAUUAGACGAGUUAAGGAUUAAGAGCAACGAAGACUUACACAAGCUAUGGUAUGUUCUAUUAAAGGAGAAAAACAUGCUUUUAACAAUGGAGCAUGCUUGUACAGAGGAAUAUGAAAUAUUUCCAAACCCAGAACGUAUAGAUAAAAUUAAAGAAAGUAUGAGCAAUUUAGAGGCCAUUGUGAGAGAACGUAAUAAGGCGUUCCAUUUGCUGGAAACUGGUGAAACUGGAGAGCGACCAGGAAAACUCGUUUCCAGUGCAUUAGGUCUCAGGCGCUAUCAUCGAAUGGGAGAAUAUGUUAUUCCACAGUAUAUGAAUAAAACAUGGUAUAAGAAGCACUUCUUUGGACACGGUAGUUAUGCUGUCCAAAAAUUCUUAAGGUUAUAUCGAGAGAAACUAUGGCUUGCUAAGAAAAGGGAAAAAAAUCGGAAUAAGAAUCGUGUUAUGCAAAUUUUGAAGCAAUUCCCCAACGUGGAUCCAGAAGCCAUUAAAAAGAACUUUCCGGACAGUGAUAUAGAAAAUCUCAAGCUGAGAAAGAAGGCUCAAGGUCAUAGGGCACCUGAAUAAAUAUAUUAACAAGUGGAUAAAGCUGAAGAUAUAAAUGAUUUAUCAACCACGGCAAACGAAGUAAAGCAACGCAACGUUACCUGUACAGAUUAGUUUCUUCUGAUUAAAUCAAUAUAUUAGUACUAACGAUACACUCUAAUACCCAAAAAGAAUGGAAUCAGAUUCUAUGCCUACAGGUUACCAUAAAGAAGUCAGGGAUCUCAUUUGACUAGUUCGUUAUUGGUUUAUUUGUAUGGCAUGCUUUAUAAUGACAUGUGCUGUAAUUCACUUGUGGCUAUAUAGAAUUAGUGAAACGAUAUAUAGGUUUAACAUAUACAAUAUGAUGGCUGUAACAGGGGUAAAUUUAAACCUAUAUAUUUUCGCUGCAAUAAAACAAAUAUAAAACUUAAA